Talaromyces proteolyticus is the source of this 2463-nucleotide messenger RNA. RefSeq names its product para-aminobenzoate synthase PabaA. The coding region runs from base 1 to 2463 and encodes 820 amino acids. The transcript has a single exon. Lineage: Eukaryota; Fungi; Ascomycota; Eurotiomycetes; Eurotiales; Trichocomaceae. The record is from RefSeq and is a predicted model, not a curated record. Gene Ontology annotation, biological process: L-tryptophan biosynthetic process.
AUGGAGAAUGAAUCGCCAUUGAGCAUUGGCGUAAAUGCCAUCACUGCCAAAAGAAAUAUACUCUACCUGGACGCCUAUGACUCAUUCACCAACAAUGUCAUUUCUAUGCUUGAAGAAAACCUCGACGUCCAAGUAACUAUUCUUACGGUCGAUUCGGAGUGGCCGGAAGGUGGGAUGCUCAAUUUCCUUAGAGCCUUUGAUGCUAUUGUUCUCGGACCUGGACCUGGAAACCCGGAAUGUGCGGCAGACGUUGGUAUUAUGAGAGACGUGUGGAGUCUUGACAAAGAGAACUUGCUACCUAUCUUGGGUAUUUGUCUCGGCUUUCAAAGUCUGUGUCUUCAUCAUGGACUACCCAUAAAACGGCUUCCGUUGCCCCUUCAUGGGCAGGUGCAUCGUGUCAGCUCCACGAACAAGGAUAUUUUCACGGGCCUGGAUGAUUUCGAAGUCACGUUAUACCAUUCUUUAUAUGUGUCGACAGAUGCUGGUGUGGUCGAUAAUGGGAGUAUUUCUGAUGACAAGAGUACUCACCUUACAGUUUCGCAUGUGGAUUCACUAUCCUUUCUUGCCUGGCUGUCCGUCGAUAAGAGUGGACCGCCUACCAGAAGGAUUCCCAUGGCCGUUCGCCACAGAAGGAAACCAUUUUGGGGCUUUCAAUUUCACCCGGAGUCUUGCAAGUCUGAUAAAAAUUCCUGUACAGAGCUUUUAAAAAGAUGGUGGGCAGAGGCUACAGCUUUUAACCAGGAGACUUCACGUUUGAUUCGGGCGUCCACGAAUUCACCACCUUCAAAUGAUGUUUCGGGGUCGAAUAUCCAGAAAAACUUGGAAAAUAUUUUCGAAGACUUGACUACCGAGACAACGCAGAAGUGCUCUCGUCGUUCCCUUUCUUUAGAUGACUUGCGCGCGGAGAAUAUUUUCGAAUUAUUCAAUACGCCUGGUUCGCCAUCAGUCCUUUUCCAGUCAAAUGGAAGAUAUAGUAUUAUGUCAGUCCAGUCUCCUCAAAGAUGGAGAAUGGAAUAUUUUGUCCCUAGCAAAGUUCUUUCUAUCCAAGAGUGUGGCACAUCGACAAACACUAAGAGAGAAACUGGUGUUUCCACUGAGGCUCUUUGGGAUGCACUCAGGCAUGUCAUGAGUAAACGAAAAGUUUUUUCUGGAAGAGAAGAUGUUCCUUUCUGGGGAGGUUUCCUAGGAUACUUCUCGUAUGAAAUGGGACUGGCCGGCUUGGCCCACCCGAAAACCUCACCACUUUUGUCCUCCGAUUCCGAAAAUGUGAAACCAGAAGAGGAAAACAAGAACGGUGUCCCGGAUGUCAGUUUACUAUGGGUUGAGAGAAGCAUUGUUAUUGACAACAACUUACGCAUUAUCCAUAUCCAAUCAACGCGAGAAUUGGAUGAUGCACCUAAUGAAUGGAUUGAUUCAACGUAUAAGCGGAUAUCUCAGUAUAUUUCCACCCAAAACAGCGUACCAUCCGUCAAAAUUGGAUCCAAGGAUGUCGAAGUCGAGCGUUAUCAAUUUCUCACCUCAGUGGAAAGAGAACUAACGGACAAGCUUAUCGCGGGAUCAACAGUAGUCACACCCGACGAAGCCUCAUACAAGUCGAAAAUUAUUGAGUGUCAACAGGAACUUGAGGCAGGAGAAUCUUAUGAGCUUUGUCUUACUGGAGAGACAACUAUUACUCUGCCUACACUUGCUGAUGAAAAUCUGCGCAAGCUUCGUCCCUGGCUUAUAUAUAAGAAACUGAAGACGUACAACCCUGCAGCUUUCAGUGCUUAUGGAUGCCUUGGGCGUGUCAAGAUAGCUAGCAGCAGUCCAGAAUGCUUUCUUAAUUGGGACAGAAAAUCCACUCUUGAAAUGAAACCUAUGAAAGGAACGGUCCGAAAAUCGCCAGGCAUGACAUUCGAAAAAGCCAAGGAGAUUCUUGCAACGACAAAGGAGAUGGCUGAAAACCUCAUGAUAGCUGAUCUAAUUCGGCAUGAUUUGUAUGGGAUAUGUGGAUCCGGAAAUGUGCACGUCGAAAAGCUGUUGGAAGUCGAGGAUUACGGCCGUGUCUACUCGAUGAUUACGCAUAUAAAGGGACUUGUCCGCCGAACGUCAGAUGAAGAAGAGCCAAACAACAUGGCUGCGUACGGAUUAACCACCCUUCAACGCUCCCUACCUCCAGGAUCGAUGACUGGAGCACCUAAAGAGCGGUCAUGCAUGCAUCUCGAUCGGAUAGAAGAAAGAAAACGAGGGCUAUAUUCUGGGGUCAUGGGGUUUCUCGAUAUAGGAGGUUCUGGCAGUUUUUCCGUUCUAAUUCGAACGGCCUUCAGUUAUUCAGACGACGAAGAAGAAGGCGCAAAUAAACCGGAAUUGUGGCAUGUUGGUGCAGGAGGCGCAGUCACUAUCCUAAGUACGCCACAAGGCGAAUGGGAUGAGAUGAUCACGAAACAGAGAACUGUGGUUAACAUAUUUGGAUUUGCAAUGUGA